GCAGGAUAAUGUUGUUGGAGCGGAGGUGGGACAGAAGCAGGGAGGCAGAUUGAUGUACACGACCACAAGCAUUAGUGGGGAUCAGAAGCAGGAUUCAGGGACCGGAUCUCGUACGUCCUCUAGUUGCGACUCGUCAACGUUAUUUUCCUCGACACCGGAUAACGUUACGGCUUACCCUUAUCCAUCUUCAUCUGAGGCAUCCUGAGCAGGCUUUUCAAGGGGCAAGCGGACCCAGGAUGCGCCUCAAGAUGGAUAAAGUUGAGCUCUAAUAGCGCUGGGCAACUACACGACGGUCCGAUGAAGAGGUUUGCAGCAACAAGCGCUUCCAUCAU
Amoebophrya sp. A25 is the source of this 332-nucleotide messenger RNA. The record is from the annotation of a GenBank genome assembly. Lineage: Eukaryota; Dinophyceae; Syndiniales; Amoebophryaceae.